CCGAAUCACUUUUCUUGUGGUUAAUAUUUCAUGACGUUAAUUAGCGAUAAUGGGUCAUAUUUCACGUCGAGUUCAACCUUAUACGUACGCUGGUGUUUUAACAAAAUUUUCAGAGUUCUUUAUCAUCGGUGCUAACUACUAAUGAGUGAAUUGGUGUUUUUCAACAACGUCGAUGAUGACGUUAUGUAGAUGGAUUAUUUGCUAUUGUAACGUUGUUUCUUUGAAGCGUAUAAUCGAAACAAAUUCGCAUGUGUUUUUUCUCUCUCUCUUUCGUAGAAAAACGUGAAUGAAACGUUGAUUUGAAAUUUUUCGAAUUUUUCAUUCUUUCGCGCCGAAUGGUAUUUUUUUUAACGAUGUAGUUGUCGUGUGUUGUACGAUUUUUUUUCUUUAUCGAUGUAUAAAUGUGAGGAAAUGUUUCGGUGUUUUGACGACUACGACGAGUAUGAUUAUUUGGACGCUAAAAACAGUCCUUUGGCUUUACUGGCCCAGACAUGCAGUCAAAUCGGCGCAGAUUCUUCCAACGCCAAACCUCUUUUAUCUUCUUUGGAUCGAGCCAAGAAAACGUCGAUCAGUUCGAACUCAUCGGAACGCAGUCCUUCGGUCAACGGUUCGACCAAAUUACCCUCCAGCGAACGUAAAUCACCCGAGAGUAAAUUAGCCUUUAAACCAUACGAGAUGAAUGUACUGACCCGUAAAAGUGAAUCGACCAGACCACCUUCCAAUCAUACAGAAUCGAACGACGAACGUAAAUCCAUUAGUAGAGCAUCGAGUCGUAAAUCAGCUUCAGCUUCGCCGAAUCAGAUCGCUACCCCGAAUGAAAAAUCAUCAUCUCCUGCCUCUUCGGCUACAGGAGCAGGCGAAAAACCACAUACACCAGUCAGCUCUGCAGAUUCGAUCAGUAUGGCUAAAGCUAGCGACUUGUAUGCCAGCUUGAAAGAUACAGCUUCUUCAUUCAAACCUCCAUUCUCGCUCGGUCAAUUGGGUAGUUUCGCUGCUGCAAGCUGCAAUGGAUGUCCGACCUUACCCCUUGAUCCGACCAAUCCAGCUUUUAGAAGUAUGUUCGCCAACGGAGCCCAUCUACCACAUCCUUCUCUUCUCGAUGCAGCUUGUUUCCAGUCAUCUUCACCUAAUCCAUACGUCAGCUAUACCAGAGUAAAAACACCUACCGGAUCCGAAGCUCUAGUACCAGUCUGCAAAGAUCCGUAUUGUUUCAGUUGUCGAUUCACCUUACACGGAGCCAUGGGCCCUUGUCCUCCAGGCUGCGUCCAAUGCGAUCCAAAAUACAGCACUGCGGCCGCCGCAGCCAUGCUCAUGUCAUCUCAUCCUUUCUCAUCGUACCAAUAUGGAAGACCUUACGUGUGCAACUGGGCCUCAGGAGACUCCUACUGUGGUAAACGAUUCCGUAACUCUGACGAACUCCUGCAGCAUCUCAGAACUCAUACCAAUUCCAGCGACCCGAUCGCCUUAAUGAAUCAUCUGAGAUACCCAACCGGUGCUGUGAACCCAUUGGCCGCUGCUGCAGCCGCAUCUCGUUAUCAUCCGUAUUCGAAACCAGGCCUUCCAGCUUCUCUGGCCGCAUCACCAUUCAGCGCUUUCAAUCCGACCCUCAGUCCUUAUUAUCCACCUUAUUCGUUAUACGACCAACGUAUCGGAGCCGCAGUUAAUCCGUAAUCUAUUCGAGAAUAUCAUUCGUCGAUAUUUUUUACCGUCUUUACUGUGAUCAGAUUUAUUAUUUAUUGGUUAAGUUUUUUUUUUCUCCUCUUUUUUUUUGUAUAUAAAAAACCAAGAUUGCCAUUUUUAAAAAUUUUGAAAAAAAACGACGCGUUCUCGAAUGCAUUUUCAUAUCCCUUCUCCCAUUUUUGAACAUCAUUUUUGACCAUUUUUUUCUCUUUUUGGACGAGGGGCUACGUAUCUAGUCACAAAGCCAUCAUCCACGUGCCACACAUUUUCCAACCAAGACAACAAUUACUUGUACGAUGGUGGCGAUAUAUGUAAUGAAAAAAAUGAUUCACACCUAAUACGACAAUUUUCUAAGGAAUUGAGCGCAGCAACAAGUGUUUGAAAAAUAAUCCAUCAUGUCCCCUUAUUCCUCCCCAGCUGCUGCGCAGCCACAGUCGUCACUCGUCGAUCGAGCGGAUCGUGUCGUAUAGCAUUUAGUGAUUUGCGUUUUUUCACAUCGUAAACAAAGACUGCAAUGAAAAUUUAUGAUACCUACGUUGUGUUUAUGCCUUAUGAUGUUACGAAGGAAAUCUUUCAUUUGCCAUAUAUUGUUUGCCAAUAAGUAUACAAUACAGACUAAAAUGUGUAUACUUAAGCCAGCUGUGUUUCCUGCACACUGCGUUUCGUCGCGUAAAUCGUAAUGUUCCCAAUAUUGUUUCGAAAAUCCAGUCGUAGGUACUCGUAAAGUACUAGUAAAAACAGUGAUAAUAGUUCAUCGUGACAAUAACGUAAAAAAUUACCUACCUUUUUGCGCUUAUGGGCGACAUUUUACCUACUUUGGUUCUAAAUUAUCGGUCUUUUUUUUUAUCAUUUAGCUAAAACGAUACAACAUGCAACUUGGUACCUAGGUACCUACCUUAUAUAACCACGUUAUCGUGGUUUGGGGAAAAAAAAAUUGAAAAAUACGAAUAUUAUGUUGCGAUUCGUACGUACGUUAGUAGAAAGGUACCUAUCUACUAAUUCGACUACAUAUAUAAGGUCGCAUUUUUUGUGCAAUUAUACAUUCACACGCGGUAUAAAAUAAUUUUCAGUUUCGUUUUAAAGUGUUUUUUACUAUCGAGUUGUAAAAUCUCUGUACAUAGCUAGGUAUUUUUCGUUGUUGUUGCUUUAUUAUUGAAUUUUCAUUUUCCUUCGUAUAUGUAUUUUGUAUAUAUAUAUGGAUUUGCAGUUAUAUUACAUAAGUUAUUUACUUGUAUGUAUUUUGAUUUACCUUUGUCUUGUUAUUAUAUGAGAAUAAAUGUUUAUUAAUUUAAA
Planococcus citri (citrus mealybug) is the source of this 2973-nucleotide messenger RNA. Its product is annotated as zinc finger protein Noc-like. Gene Ontology annotation, cellular component: nucleus. The record is from RefSeq and is a predicted model, not a curated record. Bases 394 to 1671 code for a protein of 425 amino acids. NCBI's taxonomy places the organism in Eukaryota, Metazoa, Arthropoda, Insecta, Hemiptera, Pseudococcidae. Gene Ontology annotation, biological process: negative regulation of DNA-templated transcription. The transcript is spliced from 2 exons.